Messenger RNA from Symbiodinium natans, 1050 nucleotides. The record is from the annotation of a GenBank genome assembly. Lineage: Eukaryota; Dinophyceae; Suessiales; Symbiodiniaceae.
AUGUCAGGGCUCCAGAACGUCAAGGCUCAUGAACGAAGAAAUCAGCAUCGCUUAGGGCUGCAGCGGGAAGGCCUCGAAACUGAGGGCUUGCUGAGAAACUGUCAAGGCAUUCGCAUAGGCACUGGCGUGGCACCGGAGUUGGACGACAUUGAAGAUGCCUUGCGUGUGUGGCAGAAUGCUGGAUUCCUGCAGACCUCCCAUGAGGACCCCUCCGCGACCUCGCGACAGUUUUUCUUCUGUUUCCAAGGCGACAGCCUCAUACUCAAAUCUGAGAAAUGUCUGCGUCUGUUUCGGCAAGGCGAGGCGUGCAUGGCUUGCUUGGACACAGCUGCACACCGGGACCUUCGCCUCCAGGCCAUCAAAUGGACAUCGAGGAUACAUCUGGCAAACUAUGGCCAUGCUCUGGCUCAUGGCACAAGACAAGAACGCGCGCAGAUGCGCGCGGAGCUCCGCUUGCGAGAUGUGUACAAGACUCGGCCGGGAUGUUUGGAGAUUGAACCUAUCCUCAAGGAGAAGCAGGAAGCCUACCAGCUGCAGUUGAUUAAGCACCGCUGGCAGUCGAUCCGCAUGGACUGGCGCACAAGCCGGCUGCAGGCCUACAUUGAUGCGAACAUUGCUACCCUUCCGCUGCAGGCUGCCAGAGAGGAACAACGAGAUAUCCUCAGGACACUCACCUCCAAGUUCGCCGACGCUGUGGAGGAGGGCACUGUGCGACAGGAGAACUUCGUGCUGGCCAGUCGCGUGGCAUCGGGGGAGCUGGAUGGUAAUGCCGUGGUCUCAUGCUUGCUGCGCAGCUUCAUGCGGAAGCAGGAGCGUGCCAGCCGGGGCAUUGUUCAGAACAGUGGGAAGCUGGUGGAUGCAGAGACGCUGGCAGAACUUACUUACAGUUUCGGCAGGGGCCAGCCUGCCAAAGCCUUGCUGUCCUAUUUCGGCAUAUCAGUGAAACCUGCCUCCAUAAACUUCAACAUCCCCACGCUCCCCAUGUUUUUCAUGGCCCACAAGUCUGCAGAGAAGCUUGCGAGGACAGGUGUUUUGCACAUUUUGCACUGA